Doryrhamphus excisus (bluestripe pipefish) is the source of this 1143-nucleotide messenger RNA. It is a transcript of the gene rrp7a, whose product is annotated as ribosomal RNA processing 7 homolog A. Gene Ontology annotation, biological process: ribosomal small subunit assembly; rRNA processing. Gene Ontology annotation, cellular component: CURI complex; UTP-C complex. Gene Ontology annotation, molecular function: RNA binding. The record is from RefSeq and is a predicted model, not a curated record. NCBI's taxonomy places the organism in Eukaryota, Metazoa, Chordata, Actinopteri, Syngnathiformes, Syngnathidae.
CGGUAGACAUUUACUUCCGCACUCGGUUUUUGAGUUUACUUCCGGUGUGAAAGGUCACAAAGCAAGAUGGCGCCGACCAAGUCUCGCCGUGCUAACAGCAAGGCGUGUGUUAUUCCAGAAGGUUUCACAGUGUUGCCCUUGAAAUUUUACUCUGACACGAAAGCCCAACACAGCUUGUACGUGAAAGAGCACAAAGUUCGGGUAGAGAAAAGUUCCCACAGACCGCUGGACAAGACGUUGUUUGUCCUCAACAUCCCCCCGUACUGCUCCGAGGAUGUGGUCAAGCAGCUCUUCUCCCAGUUUGGUCCUGUGAAGUCUGUGGAGUUGGGCGAGCACCCUGGCGCGUUCCACUCUGGUCCCAAACUGUCCAAACACUUCACCCCAGCCCAGAAGCAGUGUUUCAAAGUUGGUUACAUCGUGUUCCUUAACAGCUCCAGCAUCGCUGCAGCUAAAUGUCACCCCAGUAACGUGCCUUUGGUUGUCUGCUCGACACAACACACCGUGAAGACCGGAGUCCACAAAUGGAUUCAGCAGUUCAAGGACUCCUUCGUUCAGCCAGACAAGCUACAGCAAAUAGUCGAUGACUUCAUGAAGAGCUUUGACAAAAGCAAAGCAAGAGAAGAGGAGCGACAGAGAAAAGAGUUGGAGCAACAAAAAGAGGACGAGGACGGCUGGGUGAAAGUCACCAGGGGUCCCAAGGGCAACAAGGCCCGCCCCCAUAGCGAGGCCGCUAACAGUCGGACGCUACGGAAGGAGAUGAGGAAGAAGAAGAGGAAGGAGCUCCUGAACUUUUAUUCUUGGCAGCAUAAGAACACCCAGAAAGAACAUAUUGCGGAGCUGAGGAAAAAGUUUGAGGAGGACAAACAGAGAAUAGCGCUCCUGAGGGCCCAAAGAAAAUUCAGACCUUAUUAAGAUCAUCGUCUGGAUUCUCGUGCUCAUUCUGGUCACAUGACAGGACAGAAUCUUGCAAUGAGUUUGUCAUCUGCUCUGCAAGGCUUCAUGCUGCAUUCAGGACUGCUGGGAAGUAUUCCACUUGGAAUUCCAAGUUCUUGUCGCUAAAGCAUUCCAGUGGAAAGUACGCCAUCAUAGCAUCAUAUGUACUCUAUCAGUUGAUGUUACAGAGAAAAAUAUAAAAGUGUGGAU